Molecule: messenger RNA, 2170 nt
Organism: Parus major (Great Tit)
Lineage: Eukaryota; Metazoa; Chordata; Aves; Passeriformes; Paridae
Gene: CLDN19
Product: claudin 19
Exons: 5
Coding region: 593-1261 (222 amino acids)
Biological process (GO): bicellular tight junction assembly; cell adhesion
Cellular component (GO): plasma membrane; bicellular tight junction
Molecular function (GO): structural molecule activity
Source: RefSeq, a predicted model, not a curated record
CCCUCUCCUGCAGGCGUACCCCGCUGACAAUGGCUUCUCUUGUUGAGUGCCAUGGUGGCGUGGUGUGCCUGAAUUCCCUCAGUGAAUGAACCGCUUCCCUGCUCCCUGUUGAAUUCCUGGAGUGACCUCUGGGGGGGUCCCAGCCCACGGCAGGGGGUCAAGGACAACUUGGGGGUCAAGGUAACUUCCCACACACCCCCACCCCCUCCACCUGUUGGGGAGCCCCAUUUUCCCACGUCCCUCCACUGUCGUUUGAGGGACAUCUCCCUCAAGCCCCAAAUCUCUCCCGUAGGACCCAAAUACCCUCCGUGCCCCAAAUCUUUCCCUUCAGACCACAUUCCUCCCUUUAGGAUUCAAAUCCCUUCCCUCCAAUCCCAAAUCACCCUCCUCAGACUCAAAUCUGAGUCCCCUCCAUCCCCCUAAUCCCAACCUCCCAAUUCCCCUUAAACUCCAGCUCACCCUUUAGCCUCAACUCUCCCACUCCACUCUUUGCCUUCACUUCAAAUCCUCCUCCCUUCCCUCCUCCGGAGCCGUUUUCCCUCUGGGGGCCCCCGGUGCGGUUCUUUCCCUCCCUCCUGCAUCCCGCGGGGCGAUGGGCGGCGGGGCUCGGCAGCUGGCCGGGUACCUGGCGGCUGUGGCCGGCUGGCUGGCAGCGCUGGCCGCGGCCGUGCUGCCGCACUGGAGGCAGAGCUCGUAUGCCGGAGACGCCAUCAUCACCGCCGUGGGGCUCCACGAGGGGCUGUGGAUGAGCUGCGCUGCCCAGAGCACCGGGCAGGUGCAGUGCCGCCUGCACGACUCGCUGCUCUCACUCGAAGUUCACAUCCAGACAUCCCGGGCUCUCAUGGUCAUUUCUCUGCUCCUGGGCUUCUUUGGCAUCAUCGUGAGCGUGGUGGGCAUGAAAUGCACUAAGGUUGGGGAGGAGGAUCCUGUCACCAAGAGCCGCAUAGCUGUUGCUGGAGGUGUCCUCUUCGUUCUCUCUGGCCUGUGCACGCUGGCUGCCGUGUCGCUGUACGCAACGCAGGUCACCCAUGAGUUCUUCAGAGAGAGCAUCAUCCCCGUCAAUGCGAGGUACGAGUUUGGCUCUGCUCUCUUCGUGGGCUGGGGGUCCUCCAGCCUCUCCAUGCUGGGGGGGUCCCUCCUGUGCUGCUCCUGCCCUGCCCAGGAGCGCCGAGACCAGCAGUACCAGCGGCAGUCCCAGCCCUCCACGGCCCGGGAGUUUCAGCACCAUUUUCAGUGCCAGCCUCUGCAACAGAGGUUUUAAGUGUCACACCUCCCGUAUCCAUCACUGCCAUGCUCUCCUCAGCCGGAGUUAUGGCCAGGCCGUGUCUGUCUGUCUGUCUGUCUGUCUGUCUGUCUGUCCGUCACAGGGAUGCUGGGUCCCACAGGGGCACAGAGCCAAUCCCACAGGGUGUCCUGCACAGAAACCAACCCCAUCCCAAUCCUGUUUUGGAGAGCUUGGUUUUCCUGGGAUGAGGUUUUCACCUCUAACAGCACCAGCCCCCCUCGGGGUUGAAGCAUCCCCACACCCUGCUCUUGGCAGAGAGAUGUUUUCAGGGUGCAGCAUUCCCCUGCCUCAUUGCUGCUGAAAAACAACACUUUUUAAAUUAUUAUUAAUUAUUAUUGAUUCCUGCCUGGAGGCCUGUUGCUCCAGCUGAGCUCUGCCAGCCCAAACCUGCCUUGGGCUCAUUCCUGUCCAGGACCAGGCUGUGCCUUGUUAAACAAGAAUAAAUGGGUUUGGGCAAAUUAAAGCAGCAAAAAGAGGCUCUGAACACAAAGGAUUUGUUUUUAGUUUUGGUGCCCAACACAACUAUUUUAAGUGGCAGAUGGACAGAGCCCUGAAUGUUGGUGCCUCCCUGCUGGGUCCAAAUCCCUCUUCCCCACCAGGAUCACCUAGUGAAGGUUCCAAACACAACCUGCUAAUUGCCUCCACCUCUUUGUACCUCUAAUCUUCUGCUAAUAAUUGUUUUGCAACUUCCAAAGCUCCAAUUUCAUCUGUAAAUCCUCCAAACUCCCUGUACUCCAUCGCUCCAGCUCUGCUGCAGGUGUUGUGCCAGCCAGCCCACAGGGAAGGACACUGGAAAUUAUCCAAACAGCUUCACUAUCUGAUUUUUUUUAUUGUUAUUUUAUUUUUAAACCCAAAUAUGAAGAGAGAUGAUAUUUAAAAUUUUUA